UUUCCAUCUUUUACACAAACUCAUGUUUCUAUUUUUCUCUCCACAGCUGCAGCAGUUCAGAUCAUUUCAGAACCACAGAGCAGAGAAGAGUUUCUGAAAUAUUUCUGUUAUCUGACUCUGGAUCCCAACACGGCACAUCGUCACCUCAUUCUGUCUGAGAAGAACAGAGCGGUGAGAGGCAGUGAGAGAGAGCAGCGUUACUCUGAUCAUCCAGAGAGAUUUGCUUACUGGUGGCAGGUAUUGUGUAAGGAGAGUGUGUGUGGACGCUGUUACUGGGAGGUGGAGCGGAGCAGUGAUGGUGUGUCCAUAUCAGUCUCAUAUAAAGACAUCAGCAGGAAAGGACGGGGUAAUGAGUGUGUGUUUGGAUGCAACAAUCAGUCCUGGAAUCUGCGGUGUUCUUCUUCUUCUCUCUCUGUCUGUCACAACAGCAUUAAGACUGUUCUCAGAGUUCCAUCAGCCUCCAGAAUAGGAGUGUAUGUGGAUCACAGUGCAGGAACUCUGUCCUUCUACAGCGUCUCUGACACGAUGAAGCUCCUCCACAGAGUCCACACCACAUUCACUCAGACUCUGUACGCUGGGUUUGGGUUCGACUUGGUUUCUGGUUCUGUGAGAUUGUGUGAUCCAGAAUAAAAGUGUGUAGUGUUUUCUGUAAAAUUCCUGCACGUUGCCACGUUGUUGCUCAGUCGUCUGUUUCACUAGAACACAAUCCAGCUGCACAAACACACUCAUUUUAAUAUUUAAAUUAAAACAGAUGAAUAAUUUAAAUAAUUAAAAAGGAAAUGUUAAAAAUUUACUUUCAAACAAGAAACUCAUCAAAUUUAAAAAGAAAAUGAUCUCAUGACCUUCGCAUUAUAAAGUUCUGUUUGUUUCAUAUUAAGCAGCGUCUCAUUAAAUAACUAAUAAACAGUAAUAAAGCCAGAACAGAACAACAUUUUAAACCUGUUCAGGUCACACUAUAUAAAAAUAAAACAUCACUUUUGGAAUGAAUUUGAUUUUUCUCCUUGUGUUCUAAGAUGUAAAAUCCACAUUCACUUUUUCAAAUCUGAAGUUGUUUCUAAACCCUGAGAUUUGAUUGUAAAACAUUGAACAAUAUUUAAACUCCAUUAGAACAUCCAGUACAUGAUCGGUUCAGGCUGCCGAUGUCGUGUUCAUCCCAUAUUCAGCCUGGAUGAUGAUUGGCCCGCAGAUAGAACCUUAUAAAUCCAGGUUUAUCUGUGAGUUUGGGAUUUUUAUUCAAAUAUUACAAUCAAAGCUUUGCAGAAUAAAAGAUAAGAGCACAGGAGAAUAAAGUUUCCCCCAGUGAUGGAGUUUCUGUGCUGAACUCAUUUUCAGACAGAAGCAAAUUCAACCUUUUCCUGAGAGUUUCAGCAGCUGGAUAAAUAUUGUUCAGUAUUUUAAACUGAAUUUCUUUCACUGUGGGUGAAAUUGGCCAUCUAAGAUAACUACAGUGUGUAUUUGUUAGCGUUCCUCCAUCGUCAGUUAUUCUUACUUUUAAUUUAUUUUUUUAAAUCAGGGAAUAGCUUCCAUUUUAAAACAUUUCUAAUUCCUUUGUGAUUAGAUUUUUCACCAAUUUCCACUUCACCGAUUUUCAAUUCAGGCAGUUUGACCGACACCUUUGAAUAUUCAAGGGUAUUUUUUAUCGUGAACCUUAAGGGAGGUGGAAUAGCUCUACAAAUUUGAUUAAAUUCUCUAUAGACACAUUUUAAAUGAAACUUUUCUCAAACGAAUUAAAUUGCAUUAAAUGUCCAUUUUCAUCCAUUAGAUCGGUAACAUUUAAAACUUUAAAGUCUUCCUAUUAAUAGUAAUGGUUCUAUUAUUCCACAAGGUUAAGUAUGCUCGCAUUUGUGGACAUAAAUAAUUUUGGUGAAAUUUGGCAGCCUUGUCUGAUUCCACGUAACAUCUUAAAUUUUGGUGUCAUUCCAGGGUUAAGGGAGAUAUAACUAUAAAUAUCAUUGUGAAAUAUUUUAAUAACCUUGCAGAACCCUUUUCCAAAUCCAAGAUUUUUGAGUUUUAUAAACAUAAAAUCGUGCUCCACAGUGUCGAAUGCUUUGAAAAAGUCUAGAAAUAAAAGAAGACUAUCUGAUUCAAUAAUUGAUUGGUAAUCAGUCAUAUCCAGAAUCAGUCGGACGUGGUUUUGAAUAUAUCUUCCCUUCAUGAAGGCUGAUUGAUAUUUGUCUACAAGUUUUACAUGUCCACGCUUUAGACGAUUAGCAGAUACUAAGGCAAGUAAUUUAUAAUCAUUGCAUAGUAAGGUUAUAGGUCUCCAAUUGUCUAGCAACAACAAGUCUUUUUUGGGUUUUGGUAGCAAGGUUAUUAAGCCUGUCUCCAUAGUCGGGGAUAAACAUCUUUUGUGAAUGCAUUCUAAAAAUGCUCUAUAUGAUAUUUUUUUUUAAUAUCCACCCAAAAGUAUUUUAAAAAUUCAGAUGUUAAGCCAUAGAUUCCUGGUGAUUUACCAUUUUUCAUUUGUUUGAAUGCAAUUUCAAUUUCUGUGUUAGUUCAUUCCUCAUCAAGUGCAUGUUUGUCUUCAUCCAUUUUUUUGAUGUCAUCAUUGAUGGGAUAAAAUAAGACGUCACAUUCUGAUUUAUUAAAUUUAAGUUACAAUAAAAGAGCCAAAUUUCAUCCCGUUCUGAUCUAUUAUAUUAUCAUUGGUCAUAAGCUUACUCAUUUUUUUCUGAGUUUGUCUUUGAUUUUCAAGUCCGAAGAAAUACGAUGAACUUUUUUCACCCUGUUUGAUCCAUCCAGCUCUUGAUCGAGUGGAAGCUCCAUUUGCCUUUAUUGUGUACAUUUUGUCUAGUUGAGACUGCAGUGACUGUAAUUCUGAAAUGUUUUCGAAGGAUAGUUGUGUGUUAUUUACUAAUGUAUUAAUUUUCUCAAUCAGAUCCUUUUGCUCUUGUCUCCUUAUUUUAAUUGAACUUUUAUUUCAUUUUAUUAUUUUAUUUCUACUAUUUUUUAAUUCUUAUUAUUUUUCUUCCCCAUUUAUUUUAUGUAAUUUUAUUUUCUAUUGCUUACUGUUUUGCUUUUACUUCUGUAAAGCACAUUGAACUGCCACUGUGUAUGAAAUGUGCUAUAUAAAUAAACUUGCCUUAUCCGUGAAAGUUUUUUACCCAUGCCAAUUGCUAUUUGUUUGACCUUAAACUUAAAACCAUUCCC
This is a messenger RNA of Neoarius graeffei (lesser salmon catfish), 3150 nucleotides long. RefSeq names its product tripartite motif-containing protein 16-like. NCBI's taxonomy places the organism in Eukaryota, Metazoa, Chordata, Actinopteri, Siluriformes, Ariidae. Gene Ontology annotation, molecular function: protein binding. The transcript is spliced from 2 exons. The record is from RefSeq and is a predicted model, not a curated record. The annotation marks the transcript as partial.